Setaria italica (foxtail millet) is the source of this 1723-nucleotide messenger RNA. RefSeq names its product ethylene-responsive transcription factor CRF1. The record is from RefSeq and is a predicted model, not a curated record. Gene Ontology annotation, molecular function: DNA-binding transcription factor activity; DNA binding. The transcript has a single exon. The coding region runs from base 307 to 1368 and encodes 353 amino acids. Gene Ontology annotation, biological process: regulation of DNA-templated transcription. NCBI's taxonomy places the organism in Eukaryota, Viridiplantae, Streptophyta, Magnoliopsida, Poales, Poaceae.
GCAACAAACCCAAGCGAGCGCAUCAAACACGCACACACACACCCCCACCCCCACCGCCCCUUCUUCCUCCUCCACCGCCGAACCCCGCACCUCAUCGCCUCGUCUCCACCUCCAAAAGUCGCGAGCUUUUCCCCGGCCGUUCUCCGCGGGGUUUUGGCGGGGAGGUGCCUGGCAUCUUGCGGUGUUGGUGGAGCGCCUUUUGGCGGCCAUCGGCUUCCUCUGCCCUUUGGGGAGGUUUUUCUAGGAGGUUUCUUGAGGGGUUUUAGCCGGAGCUUGGAGGUGGAGUCAUCAAAUGCGAGUGGAGUGAUGUGGGCCAUGGAGGAGGAGAUGUUCGUGGCGGUGAGGCGCACGGAGCACGUCGAGGUCACCUCCCGGGCGGUGGAGGUGGCGCCGGCGGCCGCCGCGGGGCCGAGGACCGUCAGGGUGUUCUGCGACGACUACGACGCCACCGACUCGUCCGGCGACGAGGACGACGAGGAGGCCGCCGUCGCCGCGCGCCGGAGGGUCAAGCGCUACGUGCAGGAGAUCCGCCUGGAGCGGGCGGUGAAGGAGGCGCCGGCCGCGAAGGCCGCGGCGUCCUCCGCGGCCGCCGCGGCGAGGACGAAGCUGGUGCUCCCCGGGCGGAAGAGGAAGGCCGACGGCGCCGAGCCGCGGUUCCGCGGCGUGCGGCGCCGGCCCUGGGGCAAGUACGCGGCGGAGAUCCGCGACCCGUGGCGGCGGGUGCGGGUGUGGCUGGGCACCUUCGACACCGCCGAGGAGGCCGCCAAGGUGUACGACUCGGCGGCCAUCCAGCUGCGCGGGCCCGACGCCACCACCAACUUCGAGCAGGUCGACGACCCCGUCCCCACUGAGGUCGCCGAGCGCCUCCCGCAGCCGCCGCCGGCGGCGGCGUCCAAGAACGCGUCGUCCUCCGCCACCUCCUACGACUCCGGCGAGGAGUCCCACGCGGCCGCGGCGUCCCCGACCUCCGUUCUCCGCUCAUUCCCGCCGUCCGCGGUGGCCGAGGACACCUGCGGCAAGAAGCCGGCGCCGGCGGCGCAGCCCGCCUACCGCGCCCCGGAGACCGACGAGUCCAGCGUCGACGGCAGCGUGUUCGGCUGCCCCUUCACCGGCGACGACUGCUUCGGCGGCGAGUUCCCGCCCCUCUACACCGACUUCGACCUCCUGGCCGACUUCCCGGAGCCGUCGCUGGACUUCCUCGCCGACCUCCCCGAGGAGCCCCUCUCGCUGCCGUCCAUGUCCGCCGGCACCAGCGCCGCCGGCGAGUCCUCGCCGGAGCCGGCGUCGCCGGCGGGGUGGCUGCAGGUGGACGACUUCUUCCAAGACAUCACCGACCUGUUCCAAAUCGACCCGCUGCCCGUCGUGUAGCACCACCAACUGUAAACACCGGGCUUAGCAGCUGCUGCUAAUCCGGCCAAUUUUGUUUGCAUUCCGUCGUUUUCUAUAGCAUUUUUUUUAUUUUUUUGGUAGUAGCGAGCGUGAGAACAAGUGCUGGGCAAUGGCAGCGUAGCUGCUGCCAGUGCCCUGCCACCCCCGCCGAGGAGGAAGAAAGAGGCCUUGGUCGGGGCGAGUCGAGACUUGAGGGAGAGAGAUGUUGGUGUGGUGGUGGGAUUGGAAUGGGAUCUUCUUCCGCCAUGGGUGGCCCUGUCGACUGUGACUCUGACCCUUCAUCAUCAAGUUAUCGAGUAAUUAGCGAGAAUCAAGUUCUGAGUAAUUAGCAAUU